AUGAUCAUCUACUAUGAUUGUGCCAAAGCCCAACAGUCAAGUGACAAGAUUGCCAGACAGACAUGGACUAAGAGAUUCCUUUAUGAGCAACUAGCAAGAAAAUUCAACAACCCAUGGCGUACGGGGAUCCUUUUUAAACAGCCGCACAUUUCCAGUUACUUUGAAACAAGACAACGGGAUACACUGGACAAAAGAUACGACUCAACAUCCCAGGCUCGAACGACAGAAGAGGACUCGUCUCCUCCAGUCCCGUGUGAGACCAACCCUACUGGUCAGAAUGGUGUUGUGGUGUAUGAUGAUACAACUUAUCCCUUAAUUUCUGCCUCAUCGGUGCGCAGCUCAGCUGCUGUGGGUGGUGGACUGCAGCGGCACUGGAGCUUUGAGGAGAUACAUCACCAGGAGGAGAACCUAGCAUUUCAGCCCUGUGGACACUUAACGUCUGCUGGGAGAUACAACCCAGAACUAAGUCAGUGUCCUGUCUGCCUGGGUGAAGCCCAACACACAGCAACUGUCCUCAGGUCAAAUGAGGCCAACGAUGAUGGCAACGAGGAAAACUUUUUCAGGUGGAGUCGGAGUGUUCCACGAGUGCUGAUUGUGCUCACUGCUGUGAUACUCCUGAUUAUAUUUAGUUAG
Molecule: messenger RNA, 633 nt
Organism: Chelmon rostratus (copperband butterflyfish)
Lineage: Eukaryota; Metazoa; Chordata; Actinopteri; Chaetodontiformes; Chaetodontidae
Exons: 8
Coding region: 1-633 (210 amino acids)
Source: RefSeq, a predicted model, not a curated record